CCCCCUGCUCCCAGCCCAGCCAGACCCCGCUCAGCCCGCGCCCCGCUCGCUCGCAGCCCGGCUCCCGCCGCCCGCCGGGCCAUGGGGACGCCCCCGGGCUACCGGCCCUCGGCCUGGGUGCAUCUCCUCCACCAGCUGCCCCGCGCCGACUUCCAGCUCCGCCCGGUGCCCAGCGACUUCGCGCCGCGCGAGCAGAGCUACCAGCAGGCCCUGCUGCUGGUGGCAUCCCUGGCGGGCCUGGGCCUGGGCCUGAGCCUCAUCUUCAUCGCUGUCUACCUCAUCCGCUUCUGCUGCUGCCGGACCCCAGAGCCUCCCGGGGCCAAGAGCCCCCCGCCCGGGGGCGGCUGCGCCACCUGGAGCUGCAUUGCUGCCCUGCUGGUUGGCUGUGCAGGCAUUGGCAUCGGUUUCUAUGGCAACAGCGAGGCCAGUGAUGGGGUGUCUCAGCUCAGCGCCGCCCUCCUGCACGCAAACCACACGCUCAGCGACAUCGACCACCUGGUGCUGGGCCUGGUGGAGAGGCUGGGCGAGGCCGUGAGGACAGAGCUGACCUCCCUGGAGGAGGUGCUGACACAGCACACCGACCUGGUGGCAGCGGCCCGGGGGGCCCGGCGGCAAGUGGAGGCAGUGGUGCAGCAGCUGCCUGGACUGGCCUUCUGGCGGGGGGUGCCCCUGAGCCUCCUGCAAGUGGCCGAGGAUGUGUCCUUCGUGGAGGAGUAUAGGUGGCUGGCCUACGUGCUGCUGCUGCUGCUGGAGCUUCUCGUCAGCCUUUUCACCCUCCUGGGCCUGGCCCGCCAGAGCAAGUGGCUGGUCGUCUUGAUGACGACCAUGAUUCUCCUGGUGCUUGUCCUGAGCUGGGGCUCCAUGGGCCUGGAGGCAGCGACCGCUGUGGGCCUCAGUGACUUCUGCUCCAGCCCGGACACCUACCUACUGAACGUGACCCAGGAGGAGACGGGGCUCAGCUCAGACAUCUUGAGCUAUUACUUUCUCUGCAGCGAGGCGGUCUCCAACCCCUUUCAACAGAGGCUGACUGUGUCCCAGCGAGCUCUGGCUGGGGCCCACUCGAAUCUUCAGGGCCUGGAGCGGGAAGCGGUGCCCCAGUUCCCGGCUGCACAGGAGCCUCUACUGUCCUUGGAGGAGACGCUGAACGCGACCGAAGGGGACUUCCACCAGCUGGUGGCGCUGCUGCACUGUCGCAGCCUGCACAAGCCACCCGCCUUUUAGACAGUAAUCUGAUCACACCAUCAGGACCUUCCCUGAGCCCUGGCCUGAGCGGGGACAGAAGUCCCGGCCCAGUGCCCGCCGAGGCCGUGUCCCACCCCUGGCACAGGCCACGCUGCCCCCACCUCAUAGGAUCUGUGUGUCCCCGAGUCUGCCAUCUCACUCUGAGGUAACCAGUGGGGCCGGGGUCCUGGCCAGUCCUUGGGGCAGUCAGCAGACACCCCCUACCCUUCGGAGAACACCCCCCCCCGAGACAGCCCAAGCUCCCGCAGCAGCUUCAGGCCAGGGACUUCACAGGAUAUGUGACGUGUGGGGGCUGCACAGCUGUGAGGGUGCUGCGGGGUGGAGCCCAGGGGUGCUCUCCGCAGGUGUGGGGCCCAGGAACCAGGUUCAGUGGCCCCUCAGCCCCGGGAGGGAGCCCCGAACCAGGCAGGGCUGGCUGGGGCGCUGUGCCAGAGAGGGGGCCCCAGAGUGGGGGCUUUCCAAGUGGGCGCUGACCCCUGACCCCUGUCCACCGCUCC
Messenger RNA from Erinaceus europaeus (western European hedgehog), 1739 nucleotides. RefSeq names its product tweety family member 1 (gene TTYH1). Gene Ontology annotation, cellular component: plasma membrane; smooth endoplasmic reticulum membrane. The coding region runs from base 82 to 1221 and encodes 379 amino acids. Gene Ontology annotation, molecular function: volume-sensitive chloride channel activity; intracellularly calcium-gated chloride channel activity. NCBI's taxonomy places the organism in Eukaryota, Metazoa, Chordata, Mammalia, Eulipotyphla, Erinaceidae. The transcript has 11 exons. The record is from RefSeq and is a predicted model, not a curated record.